UCAUCCCAGAAUCACGAACGUCCCCAAUAGUUGCACGUUCUCAAGGUUGAAAUUUAUUUACAGAAUGUUGAAGCAUGCUAUCCGGUGGAGUGGAUUAAUACGAUGUUAUAGUACUCAGGUGGAUAAAGCAGCCCUCAGUAAAUUAAGAAAAAAGACAGGAAUUGCUUUCAUUAACUGCAAGAAAGCUUUACUGAAGUUUGAUAAUAAUGUUGAACAGGCAGAGAAAUGGUUGCAAGAGGAAGCAAAGAAGGAAGGAUGGGCAAAAGCUACAAAGUUACAGAAUAGGAAAAUGGCUCAGGGACUUGUUGGUUUAAUUUAUGACAAAAGUCAUGUUACUAUGGUAGAGGUUAAUUGUGAAACCGAUUUUGUAGCCAGAACAGAAAAAUUUAAAACUUUUGUAACCCACCUAGCAACAGUUUGUCAUCAACACAGCAAACAUAUCAAUGAUACAAAGUCUCUCCUACUGAAAUCUGAGGUAGAUGGAGUUAAAUCUGGGACAGACAACAGCAGUACAAUAGCAGACUUGGUUGCCAUGGAGAUAGGAAAUAUUGGAGAAAACAUGCAACUAAGACGAGCCCUAUUUUAUAAAGCUACCAAUGAUUUACAGUUAGGGUCUUAUGUCUAUGGUCCAGCAGGUAAACCACUGUGGAUAAAGAAUGUUCAGCUAGGAAAAUAUGCCGCUGUUGUUCAAUUUAGUCAAAUAAUAAAUGGUACAAAAGUUAUCCCAGGUCAUAGCCUUAGUCAGCAACUAGGUCAACAUAUUGUUGGCAUGAAUCCAAAAACAAUUGGUAACUAUGACGAUAUAGCUAUAGAAAGUAGUAAAGAUGAAGAGACUGAAACUGAUGAAAAUAUGUCAAACAACAGCUCGGCAGAGAAUACAGAGAAAUUUGAAGAUGAGGCUAAAGAUUCAAGAGAAGGAGAAAGUGAUGAUGAAAUUGAAAAUUUACCGAAAGAAAAAGAAAAAGAUGAAUCGCGUUUCUUAUUUCAAGAAUAUUUAAUGGACCCUGAUACAAAAGUAUAUGAAAUUUUAACAGAGAACAAUAUGAAAGUUAUGGAUUUUGUCAGAUUUGAAGUUGGUGAAGAACUUCCUGAAGAAACUGAAGCAGAUGAAAAAGUUUCUGCAUCUUCAUAAUGUUUAUUAUCACUGUUAAAUGUUGUUUAGAUCAAAGCUUCUGAAUUAGGAGAUGAAUAAGUGUCUUCAUCAUCAUUAUGUUUAUUUUCACUGUUAAAUAUUAUUUAGAGCCAAGAUAUUAAUUGCUAUUGACAACUAAAAAUACACUGCAACCAGCUGGUGGUUUUGUAAUUUUCACAGGUAAUGGUGGGAAGUGGGUACAAAGUGGGUAAAAUUUCUACAUAGUACACAUAAUUUUUUUUAAUUAUCAUAAGAAUUGAAAAUAAUUUACCUGGGAAAUGGUCUAAGCUUUUGAAUGCAAUGUUUUUAAAUAAAUCUACGGUUCAAUUUAACUUGGCAUGAGUGGUCUGCCCAUGAUCUAAGGUUUAAUUUUAUUUGGCAGGAGUGGUCUGCCCAUGAUUUUGUAGUUGGAAAUGUCAAAAUCUACUUGAGGUGUAGUAUUUACAAGUUUUUGAGAAGAUCAAAUAUUCUAGAGAAGAAAGAAGGGUUUAAUUGAAACAGCAAAGAAAAUAAUAGACAAUUACACGAUUUUAACAAUUCAAAGAACCUGCAAUUUAGAUAUUAACAGGAAAAACAUGUAUUAUUAUGUAUUGUCAAACAUGUUAGACAUUUAUCAUUUGUAUAAUUAAAAAAAAAGAAUAUCUGUAUCAUUGUUUAAGUGUAUAUGCAAAUAAGAAGAUGUGGUAUGAUUGCCAAUGAGACAUCUCUCCACCAGAGACUAAAUGACAUGGAAGUUAACAACUAUCGGUCACUGCAUUGCCUUCAGUAGUGAUCAUAGUUAUGUAAUGCACCAUUCAUUCAGUUUUUGUGGCAGGGCAUGGGUUUUUUCUCU
Mytilus californianus (California mussel) is the source of this 1964-nucleotide messenger RNA. RefSeq names its product elongation factor Ts, mitochondrial-like. The transcript has 6 exons. The record is from RefSeq and is a predicted model, not a curated record. Lineage: Eukaryota; Metazoa; Mollusca; Bivalvia; Mytilida; Mytilidae. Gene Ontology annotation, biological process: mitochondrial translational elongation. The coding region runs from base 65 to 1132 and encodes 355 amino acids. Gene Ontology annotation, cellular component: mitochondrial matrix. Gene Ontology annotation, molecular function: translation elongation factor activity; protein binding.